Erpetoichthys calabaricus (reedfish) is the source of this 7244-nucleotide messenger RNA. Its product is annotated as zinc finger protein 501-like. The transcript is spliced from 2 exons. The record is from RefSeq and is a predicted model, not a curated record. Lineage: Eukaryota; Metazoa; Chordata; Cladistia; Polypteriformes; Polypteridae. The coding region runs from base 507 to 1949 and encodes 480 amino acids.
CCGAAAAAAGCGCAGUUCACCGACGCCUGCGCAGUUUUGUUAACGAUGACGACAUGAGUAGCGACGGAAGCGAAAAUCAGGAUCGAUUUAUGGAGAGAGAACGACAAGGUAACAGCUAUCAGAAGAAGCUUAUUUAUUUAUUUAUUUUUUUAAAUACGUAUGUGGUAACAGGCAUCGUUGAAUUUUCAUUUGCAUAUUUUAAAUACAUAAAUGCAUGUGUUGAACACAGAGUCGUUGUAUAUAGCGACAUGAGAAGAUAAAUCUUACUGCCGAGAAAGGGCUGCUUGCCCCGCACCGGGCACCAGUAGUGGAGAAAGGAAGAGCCGAGAAGAACAGACUGGUCUCUUGGGGCUCCGAGCAGAUCGGCGGACCGAGUGUAGGAACGCUGAUUGAGCCUGACUUAUAUAUAUAAUAUAAAAAAGAAAACAGGAAGACAUUUUGAGCCUUCAAGCACCUUACAUCAUUGAUUUUUCUGGAGAUGGAGGAGAUUAUUCUUAGCAGAAUUUAUGUCCAGUCCGAGUAAAAUAAACUGCAAAAUGGACAAUUUCUUGCCAGUAGAAGGUGACCUGGAACAAGAACAAUCUGUAAAUUCAAUGCAAAAAGUCAACAGUCUAGCGUCACUCUGUAUCAAAGCGGAACCUGUCUCUGAGGGAUCUGAACACGUAAAAGAAGAGCUUCAUCUGAAGUGUGCGCAAAUUAAAGAAGAGCUCUGUGAGGUUGAACUGUCGUCUGAUAAACUUUGGAAUCCAGGUGAGCGUUUCCCUUCUCCUGCACCUGUUAAGAGUGAGCAGUCAGAAGACCUAUUUCCAACGUGUCAGAUAGUUCACAAAGAGGAAGAGAGUGUUUUCCCCGAGGGAACAACAACUUUUCAACUGACUGAUAAUAAUUUUCAAACUGUUGUUUGGUGCACUGAAUGCGGGAAGGGCUUCAAUUGGGUAAGUAGCUUGAGAGACCACCAGAGAAUUCACACUGGGGAGAAGCCGUAUGACUGUAGUGAAUGUGGGAAGAAGUUCAGUACAUCCAGUAGCUUAAAAAUCCAUCGUAGACUCCACACUGGGGAGAGGCCUUACAGCUGCACUGAAUGUGGUAAGAGCUUCAUCGCAUCCAACUACUUAAAAUCGCACCAGAGAAUACACACUGGAGAAAAACCCUACAACUGUGUCGAAUGUGGGAAGAACUUCAGUGCCUCCUCUCAACUAAAAUCACACCAGAUGACUCACACAGGGGUGAAGCCUUACGUUUGUACCGAAUGUGGAAAAAGCUUCUCUCGGUUAAACAUACUUAAGAAACACCAGAUCAGUCAUGCCGGAGACCAUUUAUACACAUGCGGUGAGUGUGGGAAAAGGUGUAUUACAUCAAAAGAAUUAGAAUCACACCGGAGGAUUCACACAGGAGAGAAGCCAUACAUCUGUGAAGAAUGUGGGAAAAGCUUUCACUUCAUAUUGAACUUAAAGCAGCACCAGAAAAUUCACAGCAGCGAGAAGCCAUACAGCUGUGCCGACUGCGACAAGAGAUUUUUGUUCCCUCGAGAAUUAAGAACACACCAGAGAAUUCACACCGGAGAGAGACCAUAUAGCUGCGUGGAAUGCGGGAAGACCUUUAGACUGUACAUUUGCUUGAAAAGACACCAGCAGAUUCACACCGGGGUGAAGCCGUUCAGCUGUGCCGACUGUGGGAAAAACUUCAAACAUUUAUUUAGCCUGAAAGGCCACCAGAGAAUUCACACAGGGGAGAAGCCUUACAGCUGUGGUGAAUGUGGGCAAAAUUUCAGUCUGCUAGGAAAUCUUCGGUCACACGAGAGAGUUCACACCGGAGAGCGGCCGUACAUUUGUCCCGAGUGUGGAAAAAACUUCAAACAUUUAUUUAGCCUGAAAGGCCACCAGAUGAUUCAUGCCAGAAAUAAACAGUGCACUAGUGGAAAGACAAAUCAGCAGGAAAAAACUAUAUAGUGUACCAUGUGGGGGAAAAAAAAAGCAUGGAGUUGUAGUUGGAUAUAUUUCACAGGUUUGGUGACUACAUCAUUACACAUUUUUUUUUGUGAUUUCUCACCAAUCUGAUAGGGGGGCAUUGUAGGGAUUAUGAAGAAUUUUCUGUGCUACCCAUGAGUUCCCACCAAUCUAGUUGUUGGGUUUAUAAAGAAUUAUUUGUGAAACCCAUCUAAAAUGGGUUAAAACCUAAGUAAUCAAUAUAGACAUCCGUGUAUUCAGCGGUAACAUUUGCAGUGCAUGUACUAAUGAAAUGCAAUUCAUUUCAACAGAUGGCACAUCACAAACAUUAGCACUGCUUUUACAAAUAUCACACCAAAGACUAUAUAAGAGAGAGAAAGCAAACAGAUAACAUAGACGGACAGACACCGACAUGUGCACACACACUUCUCCUAUUAUUAAGUUGGAUGAAUGGUACAAACCUCAUGGACUGCCUGACUUAUCUUACCAUGUGCAUGUACUUAGUUUACUCACUGACAUUUUCUAAUCAGUAACCGAGAUUUAAAUACUGCUGAAAUCAAUCCUAAAAAGAAGUCAAACACUUAAUUAGUUAUGCCUGCAAGCAUACAAGAAUUAAGAAUCCAGAGCUCAGAGAAGAAUGAAACCAUAGAAACAUUCUAAACUGGGAGCUCAAUGAUAAAGUGUGUCUAGAUAGAUAGAUAGAUAGAUAGAGUGCUGAGUGGGACUGUGUUAAAUAAACGUGUGUUUUUAUAAAGAUGUGGUCUCAGUCUGGUGGUGCCCGGGCAUAUCUCACACUGUAUCUCACUGUUCAUGUCCUUCAUUUAAGUGAGUUUUAUGUAACUGUUGCACAUGCACCUGGUUCAACUGUCCAUACCAAUCACUGACAUACAGUAGAUAGAUAGAUAGAUAGAUAGAUAGCAAAAGCAAUAUGAGAUUAGGGUUUUGAAAUGUCAGUUCAGAUAAGGAAGUAUUCUAAUGGGUCCCUUUUAUCCAGUUAUAUCAUAAUCAAAGGUGACAGCCUUUGAGGACACAUCCCUAGUAUUCAGUGUUUUAGCCCUAGCAACAGGAAACCAAAAUGAGCGGUGAACAUGAGUUUAUAAAAUGGCAGAUUAAACCAUCCAAAAAUAUUUUUAGAAUAAAAAUGCAAAGAAAUAGAGAAACAUUGAUACUAGAAAUAUAUUUGGCGACCCAAAAACACUUAAAACCAAAUGUAACAAUACUCACAUUGAUACAGGAACUCUUUUAAAAUUAGUUAAAAGGAACAAAUAACAAAAACGGGGAACUGGCAAAGCAAAUAUACAUAUCCCAAAAAUAUAACAAAACCCCCAAAAUUAUACAGUAACCCCAUAACUUGUAUUAAAGGGCAAAAUAAUCUUUUAUAUGUCAAAGAUUUGUUUUGCACAAAAUAGAAAAUACAAAGAAAACCUCAAAAGAGCAACGAGUGGCACAAAGGAGUUGUCAAAAAGGCAAUCCUAAGCAAACAAGUCCUAUAACAUAAUCCAAAAACAGAAUCUGUAAACGAGUACAAUAAACCAAGAAAUCUAGAAAAUCCAAUACAGAAAUUUGAAUAGUCAUAGACACGCCUAUAAACAAAUGAUCUCCUGUUCCUGAGCCUUCUCCGCUCACUUGUAUAGCCAGUGGGAGGGCUCAAGAGCAGUGACAUCAGGGUGGCCCUGCCUCCUAUAGCUCCACCCUCAAAAGACAAGGAGCAGAAGAACAUUUAAAGAGACAGAAUAUUAUUAUACACAUAAUAGAAAAUACUCAAAAAAAUGCAAAAUAAUAACUUUAAAACAACUAACAUAAUAAUUGAAUAUAUCAUACAGUAACUCCCUAUCAAACAUCUUUAAUAUGUGGUUUGUGUUUUCAAUCGUUUUUUAACCCAAGAAUUGUGUUUUUAUGGUUAGUUUUUAAUUUUGGCUUACUCUUAUAAAGUUUAAUAUUUCAUUUAUUUUAUUUAGAAAUCAACCUAGACCUUAGCAUAUUGGGUUUUAAAAUUUGAAGUGCACAAUCUAUUGGAAUGCAUGCUGUAAUAAGAUGCAUUGUAUUUUCAUUCCAUCAGAUGAUGCAUCACAAAUGUUAGCACUGCUUUUACGAAUUCCAUAUCAAAAGGCAUAUAACAGAGACAUAGUAAGGGGAUGGGCACACAAAUACACAUCCACACACAUCAACACUUGAACGUUUGUAAAAGUUCCGUAACUCAAGCAUUUUAAGAAUAACAGUGAAUUCACAAGGGAAUGAUGCCAUUGUAUAACAAAGUUAUGGUCCAGGAUGUGGCUGGAUGACAACUGGUGGGCUUGAGACAGCCAGCAGUUAAGACAGAUUAACUCUGGGCACAUGUAGUGGUGGCAUGGCAUGUCAUUCCACAAACACACAUUCAAUGUCUCUUCUUCCCUAUGCCAGAUUGUGUGAAAGUGAUUAUUUCCACCCAUGGCAGAUACACCAAAUAAUGAUUACUGUACUGUGCAUUGAGUCUGUGUGUCCGAGCUGUACUUAUAAUAUUGUAUGCCAUAUAUCAUAAGUAGUCUGGCAUAUAAAUAUCAUUUUGAUAGCUCUUUUAUUUCUUAUUGUUGCAAUUUUGAUAGCCAACAAAGCAUAAAUAUUUAUAUUUCUAUUAUCCUCCUCUCUAUUAUUAAAUGGUAUUAUUCUGUUUCUUUAUCAUGAAGGUGCCUCCUUCACCAUAAUACAAGUCUAACAGCCAGAAACUCCACAAACAUGAGAAAGAUAAGGAAAAUGAAGCUGGAGUCUUGCAGAAUUAUGAAUUACUGGCACUGUAGUUGUGCCAUGCACUUCUGAUGAAAGUAUGAAUUCUUAAAUUGUUUUAGUGAGCCUGGAGCACACAGAUAGGGUUACCACUUUUAAUACAAAAAAAUAAGGGACGCAUACUGCAGCGGGGGCCACAUCCCUUGGGGGCCAAGACCUCAGUGAUCACAGGCCCAAUGGCAUGCCAGUGGUGGUAAAUCGCAACUUAAAAUAUGUUUUCAGGAAAGUAUGAACACUUGGACAUUAAAAUAAACUGUCUUUUAUUGAAAUGCAGUCAGUCUUUCUCUUUUACAACUCAACAGACUUCUCUAAUGAUAAUCGUAGCUGAACACAUAGGCAUAGCUGACAAUAAUUAACAUAGGCCGAAAUAGGUCAAACAAAGUGUGACAGUAACCACAAAAACAGGCUUUGGAUGACCUUGUGAUAUGUGAACCACAUUUUAAUAACUGUUUAAAUUUACAGAUUCACAACUUAUUAACUCUGAGUUAAAUAUUUUAUAUUCAGAAAUACAAUUGGAAAAAUAUAGAAAGUGCACAAAACUGCAAAGGAACCUUUCUUGAACACCAGUAGACCAGAACUAUAAGUGUGCAGUACUGGAGCAUGUCAGGUCUACUUUCUUUUGUAAGUGUACUUCUUGUCACUCCGUGCAGCACUGAGUAGCUGUUUGUCUUUUAAACAGCUAGAGUAAAACUCUGAACAGGACUGUUUAAAGUUGAGGGUGAUCAAGAGCUCACUCCUAAUGAGCUCCACAGAGCACCUGUUCCUGCUGUCACUCCAUUUAUUGGUCAUUAUGGAAAAGAUUCUUUCCACAUAGCCAGUUGAUGCUGGGAUGCUCAAGAUGUGGCUGAUUAUGUACAGCAUGUUAGGCAGGUCAGCUAUUUGAAAGAGAGCCACCCUCCUCUGCAUCAUCUUUGAGCCUCUUCAGAAUGGUAUUUGCUGUGGUGCAUUCAUCAUAGAGGUCAUCCAUGUUCACAUUUUGGAUAAGGUUGAGCUUAGUGAUCCUCUCAGUGUCACUGUAGGAAAGCAUGCCAUGUUGCAGAGAGAGAGGUUGCAGGAAGAACAGCCAGUUGUCCACAGAAAAGUCAAACCAUUUCUCAAUGUAUGAGAUUGCUGUGUUGAAAAAUGCCGUAAAAUCUGCCCUUGCCCUGUCUGCUUCAUGUGGGAGAAUAUUUUGCAGCUUUACUUUUGUUAAGUAGCCAUAAAAUUGGUCAUCUCUUCUCUGUGUGAGUUUUUGCUUGAAGGUAGACAUAAUGGAAUAUAUCUCAACACAGGUGGUUGAAUCACUAUCCAGCUUCUUGACCACUUCCUCAAAUAGGGAGAGGAUGUUAUUGGAGAACAGGAGAUAAACUUCCACAUCAUCCGGAUCUUCCUCAGUUGAGGCUUCACUGAGCUUUAACAAAGAUCUGUUCUGUCUGGGACACUCUUCUCCGAGGCUGAUGAAAUAAGACCUGAGAGCAGUCCAGGUUUGCAAAAGACGGGAGAUGGCUGGAUUGAGAGACAGCCACCUUGUUGAAACAUGUCGUAGAAUCUCAUGGAACUCCACAUCACAAAACUGGCAAAAGUCUUUAAGGGAUUCCCUUCGUUUGGCAGAUGUGGAAAAGCAGCCAUAGACCUUCAGCACAACAUUUUCCACAUCUACAGUAAGCUGGUCGAGAGCAUGCUUCACCGUGUUGUGCACAAUAUGGGCAUGGCAGUUCCCUUGCAGCAGAUCUUUUUGCUUUUUCUUUAGGUUAGUGAAGACAGAGUUGUGGAUUCCAUAAUUAACAUUAGUAUUGUCUGCACUAUAUGCAGUAACUUGACUUAAUGAUAAGCCAAAUUUAUCAAGGGAUUGUUCUAGAAAACCUAUAAUACCAGCAGCAGACUCAUCUGCAUUUUCUCCAAAAUCAAGCAUUUUGUUACAGAUCCCCGUUUCUGGCCUGAAGUAUUGAACUGCAAGGGGAAACAUCUUCCUGUUCCCUUUAUUUGAUGCAUCUAUCUGUAUGGAGAAUGGGAGGGGUUUGUCUGACUUUAAGACAUCUACAACAUCAGCCACUGCUUUUGGAGCAAGGACGUCUUUGGCCAUUGCUUCAGCCUUUGUUCUCCCGACAGACAUUUUCUUUAUGAUUUUGGAGUCAUGCAGAAUCUUUUGGUUGAGCUUGUGUCCACAGUCAGCACUAAUAUAGCUGAUGUUGUGUUUAAUAGUGUGGUAUACCUGCGUCAACUCAGCUGCUGUAACCUAGAGGAGAGGAGAAAAUACUAAUGGACCUAAUUUUAAAGGGUGGUAUUGAUAACAGAUUUUGGCUAAAAUAUUUGUCAUUAUUUGCAGUAACACCUAUCCAAACAUGGAAACAGCACAUACAUAAACGAGCUACAAACAUUAGCUAGUAAAGUUUUUAUAUAGCCUAUUUCUAAUUUUAAAAUAUGGAAAGUUGCAAUUUACUAGUUUAUUUUCUUUACAUGGGCAUUAUGUUGUUUAUUAAUGUAUUAAAUGUAAUGUUUCAUGUAAUAAAUUAAUGCUUAUGUGUCUGACUUAACCUUAAUAAACAAAUCAUAAUAUUA